AGUGAUCACUCUCCAGCUUUUCCCCACCUUCCUAGUUAACCACAGCACAAUAAACCUGUAAUAAUGUCCCACACUCUACCGUCUCAAAAUCUCUGAGCUUUUCUAACCUAUAUAUGUCACUCCAUCCAAUGACCUGAUUCUCGAUCCCUUCUCCCUUUUCUUUAUCUUUUCACAACUGUGGAGCAGAGCACAAGAAACCAUUAAAAAAAACCAACCCCAAAUCCCACACCACACCACAGUGACCACACUUUCUUUCUCCUCCUACAUUGGUCACUAACCAGCCCAAAGAUCCAACCUUUAUGCUCCCACAGCAUAAGCCCCAUUUCUUUUCUCAUAGCUUCCACUUUAGCUCACCGACAAUGGGUCUCGCUCCUCUGCUCCUUCUCUGCUUCUUCUUCUCCAUUUCCAGCGCAGAGUUCUCAGCCAAGGUGGGCGUGUGCUACGGUCAGCUAGGCAACAACCUCCCAACUCCGCCGCAAUCCGUCAAGCUCAUCCAAACCCUGAAAGCAAAGCGAGUCAAGCUCUACGAUGCCACACCCAAAAUCCUCAAAGCUCUACAAAACAAAGACAUUCAAGUCUCCAUUAUGGUGCCCAACGAGCUCAUCAACAACAUCUCCUCCAACCAAACCCUCGCCAACCAAUGGGUCCUCGAGAAAGUCGUCCCCUUCUACCCCAAAACCCUAAUCCGGUACCUCCUCGUCGGAAACGAGAUCCUCUCCGGCUGGCAGGACAAGUCCAUGUGGCCCAAUCUGGUUCCGGCAAUGCGGAAGAUGAAGCUCGCUCUGAAAAUCCACGGCAUCUCCAAAGUCAAAGUCGGCACUCCUUCCGCCAUGGACGUCCUCGAGUCCUCGUUCCCGCCGUCCAACGGUACUUUCCGGUCGGACAUCUCCGUCUCCGUCAUUAAACCAAUGUUGAAGUUUCUCUUCAAAACCAAGUCGUUCUUCUUUAUUGAUGUCUAUACGUUCUUCCCUUGGGCCUCCGACCCGACCAACAUCGAUCUGGACUACGCUCUGCUCGGGUCGACCAACGUGACGUAUACGGAUCCGGGUACGGGUCUGACGUACCACAACCUGUUUGAUCAGAUGGUGGACGCCAUGAUUUUCGCGAUGAAGCGGCUCGGGUACCCGGAUAUCCGGGUCUGGAUCGCCGAAACGGGUUGGCCCAGCGGCGGAGACUUCGACCAGAUUGGCGCCAACAUCCACAACGCCGCGACUUACAACCGCAACGUCAUCAAAAAAUUCACGGCCAAACCGCCGGUCGGGACUCCGGCCCGACCCGGCGUGGUGCUCCCGAGCUUCAUCUUCGCUCUGUACAACGAGAACACCAAACCGGGUCAGGGUACGGAGCGGAAUUUCGGGUUGUUGUACCCGAACGGGUCGAAUGUGUAUGAGAUUGAUUUGACCGGGAGGACGCCGGAAUCGGAAUUCAAGGCGUUGCCGCCGGCGAUGAAUAAUAAGCCGUAUCCGGGGCCGAUAUGGUGCUUGGUGAAGGAGGGAGCUAAUAAGACUGCGGUUGCAGAGGCGUUGUCGUACGCUUGCUCGCAGGGGAAUAAAACUUGUGACCCGAUUCAACCCGGAGGGAAGUGCUUUAAGCCCAAUACAUUGGCCCAACAUGCGAGCUAUGCGUUUAGUGCGUACUGGGCGCAGUUUAGGAAGGCUGGUGGGAGCUGUGACUUUGGUGGUCUUGCUGUUCAAACCAUCAAGGAUCCAAGUUAUGGAUCAUGCAAGUACAUGAGUGCUAAGCUUCCAGUUUAGAAGGUGUACAAUGGCGGUGCAUUGCUGUCUCGUCCUCCCUCUAAAACUAGCUGAAUAAGCUGCUGCCAUUUGUUUCGUGGACUGAUUACUUUGGCUCACUCUACUCUUGAUAUUUAUCUAUUUAAGAGCAAUCAGAAGAUUUAUAGAGAGUCUUAUCUAGGCUUUAGAAAUCUCCAGUUUUCCCACAGUUCACCAUUUUCAUUCUAAAAGGAGUGCCUUUAGUAAUUAGAAAAUUGGUUUUCAAAUCCACAUUCUGAUGCUUUUCCAUUGCCUUUUUGCUGUGCACCGUUUUUGGCACCUCCUUUUAGUCCAUACAGUCUUCUUUUAACAGAUAUAUGUAUCUGAAGCUACAAUCAGUCCAUCACUAUGAAUGACCAGAUAUUUACAUUGUUG
Messenger RNA from Argentina anserina (silverweed cinquefoil), 2147 nucleotides. RefSeq names its product probable glucan endo-1,3-beta-glucosidase A6. The record is from RefSeq and is a predicted model, not a curated record. Lineage: Eukaryota; Viridiplantae; Streptophyta; Magnoliopsida; Rosales; Rosaceae. Gene Ontology annotation, biological process: carbohydrate metabolic process. Gene Ontology annotation, cellular component: plasma membrane. The coding region runs from base 300 to 1754 and encodes 484 amino acids. Gene Ontology annotation, molecular function: hydrolase activity, hydrolyzing O-glycosyl compounds. The transcript is spliced from 3 exons.